CGGGCCGGGAGCACGGCGGCGGCUGCAGCAUGGGUCCUCGCCCGCGGCUUCGCUGAGCCUCGCUGGCCUAAGCUGCCCGCGGCGCCCGCAGCGGCGGCGGCAUGAAGGGGGCCCUGGGGAGCCCGGUGGCCGCCGCGGGCGCCGCGAUGCAGGAGACGUUUGGCUGCGUCGUGGCCAACCGCUUCCACCAGCUGCUGGACGACGAGUCGGACCCAUUCGACAUCCUGCGCGAGGCCGAGCACCGGCGCCAGCUGCAGCGCAAGCGGCGCGACGAGGCGGCGGCGGCCAGCGGGGCCGGGCACCGCGGCGGCCGGAGCCCGGCUGUGGCCUCAGGAUACAGACCCUGCGCGGCCGGCCGCAGGGAGUCGCAGAAGGAGCGCAAGAGCCUCGCGGCGUCGGGCGCACAGCAGCCGGACAGCCCUGGGGGCCCGCAGCCGCCAGCAGGCCAGAAGCGGACUCCUAGAAGAGGGGAGCAGCAAGGAUGGAACGACAGCCGGGGGACAGACGUGUUUGAUAGAGCAGAGCGGAGGUCCUACAGGGAACAUCGACUCUAUGACACUGAGAGACAGGCAGAGUUGACAGCGGAGAAGUCUACUGAUGAAAAACCAGUUGACAGGUUUGAUCGAGACAGACCACCAAGAGGACGUGGAGGCCCCAGAGGAGGCCUGAGGAGCAGAGGCCGAGGUGGUCCUGGGAACAGAGCUUUUGACUCCUUUGACCAAAGAGGGAAACGAGAUUUUGAAAGAUACAGUAGCAAUGAUAAAGUAGCAAACAGAAUGGAGGACAGCGUGGGUGGCUAUGGUGUCCGCCCCUGGGGAUCAGGUAAAGACACUAGUGACACAGAGCAACCUGCACCCAUGGAAGAGAUCUCAAUGAUGGAGGAGUCCCAGGGCGCCCUGGAUGAGGAGUCUCUAGCCAAAGUUCCUGAGUUGGAGGUAGAAGAGGAAAAUCAAGUUCAAGAGAUGACCUUAGAUGAAUGGAAAAACCUUCAAGAGCAAACCAGACCAAAGCCUGAGUUCAACAUCCGGAAGCCAGAGUCCACAGUUCCUUCCAAGGCAGUGGUGAUUCACAAGUCCAGAUACAGAGACGAUAUGGUGAAGGAUGAUUAUGAGGAUGAGUCCCAUGUCUUCCGGAAAGCCGCCAAUGACAUCACUUCCCAGCUGGAGAUUAACUUUGGUAACCUCCCUCGCCCUGGACGGGGAACCAGAGGUAGUACACGAGGAGGGCGAGGAAGGAUCAGAAGAACAGAGAACUAUGGCCCCAGAGCAGAAGUGGUGACACAAGAUGUCGCUCCCAACCCGGAUGACCCUGAGGACUUCCCCGCCCUGGCCUAACAGCCAUUCCCCUGCAGCAGAGCAGCACUAUGAAGAGACUUUCCUUGCCUCGAGAAGAGUCAGACUCUAAGAACAAUAGAUGUUGCUUUUCCUGUGUCGUGUGAA
Peromyscus eremicus (cactus mouse) is the source of this 1439-nucleotide messenger RNA. RefSeq names its product hyaluronan binding protein 4 (gene Habp4). Bases 102 to 1334 code for a protein of 410 amino acids. Gene Ontology annotation, molecular function: RNA binding. The transcript has 8 exons. The record is from RefSeq and is a predicted model, not a curated record. NCBI's taxonomy places the organism in Eukaryota, Metazoa, Chordata, Mammalia, Rodentia, Cricetidae. Gene Ontology annotation, cellular component: nucleus; cytoplasm. Gene Ontology annotation, biological process: positive regulation of RNA splicing; positive regulation of translational initiation.